CCUCCUGCUCGCACCACAGAAACAAGUGCUCCAUUCUAGCAUGAACCUUCAGUAAAAUCAGUGUUUCCGUAAUGCAGGGCAGCUUCUAGCGACACAGCAGAGAGCUCUCCAUCAGAAGCAGCUGUGAUCCUUUGUGAUGAAGAUGGGAUGACAGGAGGAGAUGAGACGGUGGAACACGGAGGGACCCAGACUGGUUUGUGUCUUCAGUAGAGACAUGGGGGAACUGUUGAGCGAUGACAUCGAUUUUUCACUUUCCUCUGGAGGGGCAAAGGAUGGAGAAAAAUAAAACCCGACGUGCUCAUCACUGCUGCGCGAACAGGAGGCGAUUUGUUGAAGCAUUAUAGUGGCGGAUGCCUCCAGGUCGUGAUGAUGGAAGUGAAAUCAGAUUGCUUUGGUUGUCGUGCGUUUAACAGGCUCGAUUAUGCGCCAGCCGCUGCAGUGACUGAAGCCUUUUUAUUUCACCUGCUCGACGCCAGUUCAUGCUGAAAUACGAUGACUGCAUUGAUGAGCUGUAGCUGGCACUGAGAAGACCCCGUGUUACUGUGUUUGUCUGCAGCACCACGGACAGCGACAAUGACGCGGCUCCGCAGGAAAGCUCUGGUGGCACUCUUCCUCUUCACGCUCUUCAUUUUCGGGGCCAUGAUGGGACUCAGGACGCUCAAGCCCAGCGAUGGCUUCUCGGAUCUGGCCCCUGGCAUGGACUUCAUCGGGGACAGAUCCGACAGAAGGCGGCUGGAUGUCAAAGACGUGGUGGUGUCGCCGGGCCAGUUCCACAUGGGCAGCAGUGACACCAAGGUGGUUUUCACAAAAUCGGACCGAGACUACAGCAUAUUUUAUGAUGUGCACAUCUUCUACUACCUGUGGUAUGGCUCUCCCAGCAUGGACAACAAGUACAUCCACUGGGAUCAUGUGCUGGUGCCACACUGGGACCCAAAGAUCGCAGCCAGUCAUGCCCAAGGAAGGCACACACCUCCGGAUGAUAUUGCCUCAAGUUUUUACCCUGAUCUGGGACCCUACAGCUCCAGGGACCCGACGGUGCUGGAGUCACACAUGGCCCAGAUAGAGGCGGCUGCAGCAGGGGUGCUGGUGUUGUCCUGGUAUCCUCCCGGGGUGGCGGACGACCAUGGGGAGCCCACCGAGGACCUGGUUCCUGCUGUCAUGGACGCCGCCCACAGGCACAGCAUCAAGGUGGCCUUUCACAUACAGCCAUACAAGGGACGGACGGACCAGAGCAUGCAUGACAACAUCAAAUACAUCAUUGACAAGUAUGGAAAGCAUGGCGCCUUCUACAGAUUCAGGUCCAGCACAGGGCAAGUCCUGCCUCUGUUUUAUGUCUAUGACUCCUACCUGAUACCACCAGAGUCCUGGGCGGAGCUUCUGACAACUAAAGGUUCCCACAGCAUCAGAGGCACGCCUUACGACGGCGUCUUCGUCGCCCUCAUUGUGGAAGAGCGCCACAAACAUGACAUCCUAGCUAGCGGCUUUGAUGGCAUAUACACCUACUUUGCCUCCAACGGCUUCUCCUUUGGCUCCUCCCACCAGAACUGGAAAGCCAUCAAGGCCUUCUGUGAUGCAAGCAACCUGCUGUUUAUUCCCAGUGUUGGGCCGGGGUAUGUGGACACAGCUGUGCGGCCAUGGAACAACCAUAACACCAGGAACAGGGUUAACGGACGUUACUACGACACAUCUUUGCAGGCGGCUUUGUCUGUCAGACCAGAAAUCGUCACCAUUACUUCUUUUAACCAAUGGCAUGAAGGCACGCAGAUAGAGAGGGCUGUACCUAAGAAAACAGUGACCCGUUUGUACCUUGACUACCAACCCAACAAGCCAGAGCACUACUUGGAGCUUACACGCCAGUGGGCUGAGAACUUUAACAAGGAGAAGGACAAGUGGCUGAUGUGAACGUGGCUUUGUUUCCCUGGUAGAUGCCCUGAGCAUGACCAGACAUCCCACUGUUAAAGACAAUCCCUUUAUGUUCAUCCACCUUCCUGUUUUUCUGAUGAGAUUUUCUCUAAAUGUUCGUUCGAUCCUUACUGUUUUUAAUCACUAACAUUUUUUUGUACAGGUUAAUAAUGUCACUGAUAUGUUGAAGCUACAAGAACACAAUGAUGGACAGAUCAUUUCCUGAUAACGGCUCUGUUUGGUGUCUGUUUGCGAUAUGAAGAAAGUGCGUCUAUGUACAGUAACUCUGCUCUGUAGGGUCCUUUUCUUAUUUUCUUAUGAUCAAAGGCUGUUCUUUCCUGUAUUUCUUUGGAGACAAAUUAAAACUUGUGUUUACUGUUGGUGAA
This is a messenger RNA of Epinephelus lanceolatus (giant grouper), 2288 nucleotides long. It is a transcript of the gene maneal, whose product is annotated as mannosidase endo-alpha like. The record is from RefSeq and is a predicted model, not a curated record. Gene Ontology annotation, molecular function: alpha-mannosidase activity. Lineage: Eukaryota; Metazoa; Chordata; Actinopteri; Perciformes; Serranidae.